UUUAUUUGAGAGUAAUUAAGUCUAAGACGAUUCGUAAAAUGAAAGUAUUCGUUUUUUUAAUAAUUUUAAUUGUUUCGAUAAUUCAGUCAUCAAAGAGUGAGUCUGAAGAAUGUGAAUGGGAAAUUUGUUGUUGUGAGUGGAUAACAGACUGCGAUGAUAAUGGAGAAAAUACUACAACUGUUUCACUUACGGACGAUGAGAAAAAGGAGGCAAUUCGUAAGAUUUCAUCCAGUAUUGGGGACUUGACCACAGAUCUACUACUGACUAGAAAAGAAAGAUCAAUGGCGGAAUUUAUCGCAUCGCCAUUAAGUGCAGCAAUGGUACUUAUGAUGGCAGCUUAUGGUGCGAGUGAUGAAAAUGCCAAGAGAAUGAAUUCCAUGUUACAUUUCGAUACUAAUGAUAAUACGUACAAAACAGGCAUAUAUUCUCUGAUUAAAAUGAUUGAUGCACUAAACCCAAGUGAACUUGAAUUGGCAAAUAAAAUAUACGCUGGAAAAAAUCAAGACAUCAAUCCAGAUUUUAAAAGCUUAGUAAGUGAAACGUUCGAAUUGUCAAUUGAAAAUGUUGAUUUUGGACUUUCUGAAAGUACAGCAAAGAAAAUAGAUAAGUGGCGUGCAGAAAAAAGUCGUCGGCGUAUUACAAAUGUUAUUAAGCCUGAUGAAAUUAGUGCCGAUACUGAAUUUUUAUUCACUAAUUCGUUACAUUUUUCGGCAUUAUGGAAAGAACCCUUUAGUGAAGCAAAUACUAAACUAAUGAAGUUUAAUGUCAGUGAUGGAAAUACCAUAGAAAAACCGAUUAUGUACAGAGACAAUCUGGUAGCUAAUAUUAUACACGAAGGAUAUAAAAUUUACGAAUUAGAGCUCCAGAAGAGGGAUUCAAAUGAUUAUAAAUACCAAGUCUUUAUAUAUAUUCCUUUCUAUAUUAAUCAUGAUAAGUUCAAUAAUUCAGUAGCUGUGCCUAAAUUCAGAAUUGAACGUACAAUCCAUUUGGAGGAUAUGCUUAAUCAAUUUGAAACUAACUUUUCUGGUAUUUCCAAACAAAGCUCUGGGCUAAGAAUGAACAAAGUAGUUCAAAAAUUGACAUUAGAAAUUAACGAAUUGGGUAUUGAAGCUGCAGUUUAUAGUGAAGCUUCUUUCACCAGCAAAACAGGAUAUAGUGCUCCACCAUUAAAACAAGAUAUUCCUUAUAAUGAAUACCAGAUCGUCAUUAUCAUUACUUAUGCUGACACUAUGCUUUUAUCUGCAUACUCUGCCGGACUUAAUUUUUUAACAGUUUAAAAAUUCUUUCAAAACUUUGACUCAUUCAGUUCCUUAUCAUCAUCUACUAGACAUUUUUAUGAAUAAAAAAAUUUACUAUAAUAAGUUUAUAUUCAGUAUGAAAGAAAAUUUCAAUUUAAAGAAUAAUUGGUGAAAAACUUGGCACUAAAAAAUAAGUUAUCCUAAGCAACUCAAAGAUUCUGCGAAAAUGACUAAUUCGCUGUAUUGAAAACGUUAUAUAUAAGCUAUAAAUUUGAAUUCACAAAAUAAUUAGAACAAAAAUACAUACUUCCAUUUAUGGAGAAAAUUAAUCACUAUUCGUUUAAUCGCUUCAUAAUUUACUGAAAAUAAUAAGAAUGAAUAAAGUUCAAUAAAACUUACUGCUCAUGAAAAGUGAUACAUGGGCAUCAAGAUGUACAUGUUUAUUUAAAUUUUCUCGAUAUUUGUAACGUGCUGUUGCUAUUUCGGAAUGUAAUGUCACAGAGGAAUGUGUUGAUGGUUUUUAACACCAGAAUAUUUUUCGACUCUGUCCAGUUAAUUAAAGAAAACUUUCUUGAGAUUUUAAUAGCAAUUUUAUACUUCAAUUAAAUAUUAUAAAUAUUCUAUCAAGACAAAUAGAAAAUACAGCUGUCAAAUUAUUAUUAACUGCCGACAUUUUUAAACAAAAGACACUGAUUACAUGUUACAAAGUACUACAUAGAACUCUGUUGGUUAACUCUAAGAAGUAGGAGGAGUUUUUUCAUGUCGUGUUUAAUUUAUAAAGCGCUUCAUUUACAGCAAAAGCCUUUUAUUGGCGAUAAUUUGCAAAUAUGUGAGUAUAGGCCGCGCAGGGGAGAUGAACGGAAUUAUUUUCUUGUUGUUCCAGGUUGCCACAGCACCAAAUAUGACAAAUCUUUUGUUGUAAGUGCGAUUAGAAUAUGGAAUCGAUUACCUUCAUACUGCACUUCACAACCGUCUUUUCCUACUUUCCGUAAAGCGUGUUUUGAGUUCUUGUUGAGUGAAGAGAAUGCGUGAUUUGGUCAAAAUCUCUAAUGAAAUUUUUUAUUUGAUGAUGGAGUGAUGUAUUGAUCUAUGUAUUAUGUACCAUAUGUAUAAUGUAUUAGUAAUAUCUGUAUUACACUACUUUUGUUAAUUAACAUUCAUUGUAAUGUAUUUUAG
This is a messenger RNA of Microplitis mediator, 2414 nucleotides long. Its product is annotated as alaserpin-like. Lineage: Eukaryota; Metazoa; Arthropoda; Insecta; Hymenoptera; Braconidae. The record is from RefSeq and is a predicted model, not a curated record. Bases 39 to 1277 code for a protein of 412 amino acids. The transcript is spliced from 8 exons. Gene Ontology annotation, molecular function: serine-type endopeptidase inhibitor activity.